Molecule: messenger RNA, 1516 nt
Organism: Numida meleagris (helmeted guineafowl)
Lineage: Eukaryota; Metazoa; Chordata; Aves; Galliformes; Numididae
Product: testis-specific serine/threonine-protein kinase 6-like
Exons: 1
Coding region: 515-1447 (310 amino acids)
Biological process (GO): intracellular signal transduction; protein phosphorylation; microtubule cytoskeleton organization
Cellular component (GO): cytoplasm
Molecular function (GO): protein serine/threonine kinase activity; ATP binding; tau-protein kinase activity
Source: RefSeq, a predicted model, not a curated record
UUAAAACAGGGGGAGCGCAGCUCCAAGAAGUUCAAAAAGCUGUUUCUUCUGAAAGACCAGGCCCCCAUCCACACCACACCGAGUCAGAAAGCCCGCCUCGAAAAACCACUUCCUGCACCGUCAUCAUCAAAAGCUAAAUCCUGACAUCCAGCCAAGGCGGCCUGUAGUUAGAGGUGGUACAAAUCACUCUCUGGUGCCGCUCUGAGUAGUUCUGAUUUUAAUAGAACCAAUAUCCUGCAGAAAAUAGCUAUGGGUCCCCAGAGUGAUUAUUUCCUCCGGAACGCUCCCAUUUACACUCUUGUCAUCAGACAGUCCCUGUUCUGAAAACUCUGAAAAGGCUAGAGCAGAAAAAGGUAAAAAAAAUCAAAUGGAAUAAAAUAAAAUAAGAAUAUUGUGUGCUGGGAGUUCUCCCAGUGUGUGUGCACGGCCAAGCAGGGACGCCCAAGAACGGUGGGGAGCCAUCAGAUCGUGCUGACAUCACAAUCACACUGAGGCGCUGCCCCACUUCAUCACAAUGCCUGGGAGGGCCCUGAGCCCCACAGGGCACCUGUGGGACCCCUGUGGGUGGGUGAAGGUCGACUGCGGGCACGCUUUCGUCCCAUCCAGACCAGCUAACAUGCCAAACACUGAUGCAGAAAAGAAGCUACUCCACAAGCUGGGCUUCACGCUGGGUGAGACCUUAGGGGAGGGCAGCUUCUCCAAGGUGAAGGCAGCCACCUCCCCCAGAUACACGGUCCCCCUAGCCAUCAAGAUUUUGGACAAGCGACGGGCCCCAAAAGCAUUUGUGCAGAAGUUUCUGCCCCAGGAGCUCUCCAUCGUGCGCGAGCUCCAUCAUCCCAACAUCGUGCUCUUCUUUGAGACCUUUGAGCUGUCCAACGGGAUGGUCUACAUCGUGAUGGAGUCGGCAGCCACCGACCUGCAGCAGCGGCUGCAGCAGCUGGGCAAGCUGCCCUGCGUCCCCGACGCCCGGGACAUCUUCGUGCAGGUGGUGGGGGCCAUGCACUACCUCCACGACCGCAACAUCGUGCACCGCGACCUCAAGUGUGAUAACAUACUGCUCAGUGCUGACGGCCGCCAGGCCAAGAUCGCUGACUUUGGCUUCAGCAAGGAGGUGAGCAGCUACCCGGAACCGAGCACCACCUUCUGCGGCACAGAAGCUUACAUGGCCCCGGAGAUGUGGCUGCAGUACCCCCACGACGCCAAGAAGCUGGACGUGUGGAGCCUGGGGGUGGUCCUUUUUGUCAUGGUGACCGGCGACUUGCCCUUCCACGGCUGCCUCUGCCACGUGAUCCAGCAGCAGGAGAAGGGGGUCCUGCACCUGAGGGGGGUGUCCCUGCUGCCGGAGCCCUGCCAGGCCCUCAUCGCCGAGCUGCUGCAGUUCUUCCCGUCCUCCCGGCCCAGCGUGGAGCAGGUGGCCGGCAACAGCUGGCUGAAGGGGGACAUCUGAGGGGGAAUCCUCCCCAGAGACCGUGGCGGGACAGUCACCUUUUGGUGCAAUAAACGCUGUUGAGGCAAA